Oncorhynchus nerka (sockeye salmon) is the source of this 3520-nucleotide messenger RNA. RefSeq names its product nucleotidyltransferase MB21D2. The record is from RefSeq and is a predicted model, not a curated record. The transcript is spliced from 2 exons. NCBI's taxonomy places the organism in Eukaryota, Metazoa, Chordata, Actinopteri, Salmoniformes, Salmonidae. Bases 536 to 2056 code for a protein of 506 amino acids.
CAACUAGUGGAAAACAGGGACAUGGCAGCAUAGUACAGUGUGUUUCACUAGAAUAUCAUUUAAUGUUGUCAUUUUUUCAAAAAAUAUUCUGACCAUUUAAAAAAAAAUCAAAUAAUAUCUAAUAUUUUGAAAGUAAAUGUUACAGUGAUAACUGUUUUUAUUUGAAGUGUUUAAAUAGUGAAAACAUCUCAUCUUCCAAACAGCUCUUUCUUCUAUGAUUAGGCCGGGCAACGUAUCUGCUACAUAAAAUGCGCUCGAGCAAUUACUUCGUCGCCCUAGAAGAGCUGAUUCCGCGGCGACUUGACUUCUGAUUUUAUCACUCUCACACUAGCUAUGACAAAUACUUUGUCUACUAUUCGACAUACCAUCCCCAACAGUAACGCUGAUGAGAGCACUUUGCACACCCCGCAUUCAAUUUUGAAGGACCUCCGAUUUGUUUGGUGCAAGCAGCGGCUGAUGUUCUGAACUGAAGCGGAGGCAGCCAUUGUGGGGCCUUGGGACGCUUGCGUUCACAGUGCUGUUUUUUUCUUGCAAAAUGGCGGCCCCUGCUCUAACCAGCCGGGCUGGGUCCGUAAAUAGCUUGGGAAACAGCCCCACUGCGACUCCCAGCUCCACGAUCAAUAACAACAAGAUCAUUCCAAGCUACCCCGAGCUCGAUUUCAGGUCCGGGGCCAGAAUCGAGGAUUUGAACCGAUUGAUUCAGGAAUUUAGUAAACACGAUCAGCGAGAAUAUGACGACCAGCGAGCGCUCGAGAUCCACACCGCCAAAGAUUUCAUUUUCUCCAUGCUCGGUAUGGUGCAGAAACUGGACCAGAAGCUCCCUGUGGCCAACGAGUACCUACUGCUGUCAGGUGGCGUGCGAGAGGGUGUGGUCGACAUGGACCUAGACGAGCUGAGCGUCUACGCCCGCGGCACCGACUAUGACAUGGACUUUACCCUCCUCGUGCCUGCGCUCAAGUUGCACGACCGCAACCAGCCGGUGACUUUGGACAUGCGCCACUCAGCCCUGUGCCACUCGUGGCUGAGCCUGCGCCUCUUCGACGAGGGCACCAUCAACAAGUGGAAGGACUGCUGCACCAUGGUAGACCACAUCAACGGCGCCACCAACUACUUUUUCUCACCCACGCUGGUGGCUGACUGGUUCUACGAGUCCAUCAGUGUGGUCCUGGUGGAGAUCCAGAAGAAGCCCCAGCGUGGCAUGCCCCGCGUGGAGAAGGUGGAGCGGAACGGCACCAUCAUCUCCGUCAUCCUGGGCGUGGGCAGCAGCCGCAUGCUCUAUGACAUCUUGCCUGUGGUCUCCUUCAAGGGAUGGCCGGCGGUGGCCCAGAGCUGGCUGAUGGAGAACCACUUCUGGGACGGCAAGAUCACAGAGGAGGAGGUGAUCAGCGGCUUCUACCUGGUGCCUACCUGCUCCCACAAGGGCCGUAAGGAGAAUGAGUGGCGCCUGUCGUUCGCCCGCAGCGAAGUGCAGCUCAAGAAGUGCAUCUCGGCCAGCCUGAUGCAGGCCUACCAGGCGUGCAAGGCCAUCAUUAUCAAGCUGCUGUCAAGGCCCAAAGGCAUCAGCCCCUACCACCUGCGCAGCAUGAUGCUGUGGGCCUGCGAUCGGCUCCCCGCCACCUACCUGUCCCAGGAAGACUUCUCAGCCCACUUCCUGCUAGGCCUCAUCGACGACCUGCAGAACUGCCUGGUCAACAAGAUGUGCCCCAACUACUUCAUCCCGCAGUGCAACAUGCUGGAACACCUCUCGGAUGAGACGGCCAUGCUCCACGCCCGCAAGCUCAGCUCGGUGCGCUCUGACCCGGCCGAGCACCUGCGCACCACUAUCGAGCAUGCCAAGGCGGCCAACCGGCUGACCCUGGACCUGCAUUGGCGCGGCAGUGCCUUAAACCUGCCGUCGCCACAGUCGGACGCGGGCGGCGAGCACCAGCCAGAUGACCGAUUGGCUAAGAAGCUGCAGCAGUUGGUGAUGGAGAACCCCGGCAAGUCCAUCUCGGUGUUCAUCAACCCCGACGAUGUGACGCGGCCGCACUUCCGCAUCGACGACAAGUUCUUCUGAGACUUCAAAAUAGAAAAAUACUACUCCCCUUUGACUAGAUUGGUCGAGUCAUCAAAUUAGUCGGUUUCCCAAGUAACGGUCGCCACAGAGCGGUGUGAGGUGCUUUUGUCCAAUAGUGUCUUCCCAUUUUGUUUCUCUGUCCCUGACACCUGUCCCCACACCCCACCAACCCUAACCCUGUCACCUUUAGAAGGCCUUUACAGGACUACAUGAAACAGGUGGAAGAAGAGGUACUGCGUCUUGCCUCGGAUGGUUAAGGAAUGUCUUAGUCCCUGUAGGAGAACUGAUGGUACUAACGCCAUAACUGUACAUAGAGAGAGUUGAGUGGAUAUGUGUGUGUGGACUUUGAUCUUAUUUUGCACAGAAUGUAGAGGCACACAGUUAUCAUGUUGGAAGUGCUAUGAAGUGAAGUCUGAAAUGUUGCUUAUCUUUUAGGAAGGCAAUUUCAAUGGUCUUUUUUUUCUCCACUGGGCUAAAUGCUCUGGAUUUAUACCUACUGGUUUAGAGUAUGUUUAGAGCUGUUAUUCCAAUAAGCUGUAUCACAAUGACAAGUUAUUUCUAACUUAACGUUCUCUGUAGUCAUGUCCAUGCCCUAUGUGUAUAGUGAACAGUUCCAGACGUAUCCCGAAUAUGCCAAAACCCUGCAGAUAUCUGACCGGCAAUGUGAUACACAUAUCUUCAUCCUCAAGUGCAAUUAGUAAACAAACACACACCACACCAUACAUAAAUGUGCUAACACUCAUCAUACACACUCCUGAUCAGUGAAAUUGUGUAUUUAAUACGUAUUUGUGAUAUUCUAGAACUCUGGGACGUUGUCAUUUUGUUUGUCUUUGUUAUAUGGAACUCAAACAUUUUACUGCGAUUCUUAUUUUCCAUAUUUGCUGCUGACCUUAAGAUGUUUUAUGAUUAACUGGUUAAACAAAUUAAGUUAACAAACACAAUUAUGAAUUUUAAUUGUACAUGUGCGUAACUACUUUGUACACACGAAUCCUGUUGAGUCAAACCUGUCAUGGACCAAUCAGAAUGGACCAACCGUGCAACCUCACCAUUGGCAGGGAUCUAACACUGCUUUAUCAUUAAUUCAGACCAAUCACUGCAGUGGCCUGAGGAAACGUGUUCUGUGCCUCUACUUUUUCAAAGGCAUACUGGCCGCGUUUCCCGGGCUGACUACAUUACAGAUGCCUGCCAAAUCUCACAAUGCCUGAAGAGCUGUCAUAUCACAUCAUAUGAUAUGUCAUAUCACAUCAUAUGAUAUGCAAUCUGAUGCCUGACUGUACAAAUCGAUUGACCACGGGUUGAUGCAAUGUAGUUGGCCUGAAACGUGACCAUACUGUAUGAGAGGGAGAGCAAGUCCCGCAUUCGGCCUACAAUGACCACAUCAAAUCAAAUUGUGUGAAUAAUCUGAGAGCUGUGUAGAUGGUAACACUAUAAACAAGCUAAAAUGUAAUAAAACAUUUAACAACC